Molecule: messenger RNA, 1072 nt
Organism: Mercurialis annua (annual mercury)
Lineage: Eukaryota; Viridiplantae; Streptophyta; Magnoliopsida; Malpighiales; Euphorbiaceae
Product: protein LATE FLOWERING
Exons: 1
Coding region: 503-1072 (189 amino acids)
Molecular function (GO): DNA-binding transcription factor activity
Source: RefSeq, a predicted model, not a curated record
UCGGUUUUUAAUAUAGUAAUUGUAAUGAAAAAAGAAGUGCAGCAACUAGAAGCUUAAUCUAAAAUUUGAAUUGGUUCACUUAUCAGCAUUCUCGAAAACAUCAGAUAGUUAAACUGGUGGAGGAAGAAACCCAUUUGCCCAUGAAACUGAGAAUUGUCAGAGAAAAAAAAAGUAAAUAUUUCCCAAUCUAGGCAUUUCUCUCCACCAAUAACUCUGCUUACCUUAAUAAAAUGCAGAAUCAGGCAAUGGCUAUCCCCACUUCUCUCUCAUUUAUCUGUUCUGUUAAUUUCCAUGCCCAUACACCACCACCACCACCUUAUUAUAUCUAUAUCAAGCCACUCACUCUUUUUCAUUAUUACAUCACAUUUUUCAACUCUUUUUAACUCUCCUUUCAAUCCCUCUUCUAUCAGAUCGAAUUCUUUUUCCAUUUUUUCACUUUUAGAAACUAAAAAAAGGCUCGUUUCGGUUCGGUUCUGUUCGAUUCGGUGCAUGCAUUGCAGACAUGGAGAUUGAAGAAAAAGCCCCCCAAGAAGAUGACACAAGAACUUCAAGAAUCUUCCCUUGUUUAUUCUGCUCAAGAAAAUUCUACAGCUCUCAAGCAUUAGGUGGCCACCAAAACGCUCACAAGAAAGAACGAAACGCAGCAAGAAAAGCUAAAAGAUCGUCAUCAGAUCACCAUAAUAAUUACGCAGUUCCGUCACCUUCAUCACUGCCUCUUGUUUUUGCUCCACCCCAUCACCACCACCACCACCACCAUCCUCCUCCUCUCGGGCUAUUACAUCCGUCAAUGUACAUAACUGCCCAUGCAGCUAACUUACAUUGUUACCCUACCCACCAAUUCUCCGAUGGCUUUGGAUCAAGUGGUGCACCGAGGUUUGAGAGCCAUUUUAAUGGGAGUUUUUAUGGUGGGAAUGGAAAUUGUUCUUCAGAUGACAAAAGUUUCUUGAAUUGGCAGAGGAGUAUAAGGUGCAGUUAUGGAAGCGGGUCUGGUCAGCAGCCGGUUGGUAAUACUGUAGUGGUGAAUAAUAAUGAUAAUAGAGAUCAGAAACUUGAUUUGUCUCUCCAUUUGUAA